GUAUGUUGUGAAUAACUGUAUUAUUGUUUUGUGUAGGUGGCUACGUCCCUACUCCAUGAAUUGUCCUAAUGUGAAAGUGUUUUUCGCAUAAAGUUUAUCUUCCAUUGUUUCAAAUAUACCUGGUAUUGUUAUGAACAUGCCUUGCGCUAAAUUUGCGUAAUACAAAGUUAUGAAGAAGUUUGUGGGGAUGUGUUAAAGUACAAAUUAAUUUGCCAUUUUACGGGAAACAAUUUGAUCUGCAGACUAUUGCAGCCAUGAAUGUGCCACCUCAGGUGAUUGAAGGAGACGUCUUAUCAUCAGACGAGGGCGGUGGGAGUUCGGAGUCGCGUUCUGACAGCAGCGAGGACGAGGUGACCGAACACGCGCCCAGAGCCACGCCUCCCGACAACAUGGCGGCCGCCAGGGCACAGGUGCCGACGAUCAGCGUAACCCCGCACAGCCCGGGCGUGUUGGACGACAGCCUGCAGCAGCUGAGGCGGCUAAACGCGGCCGUGCAGCGCAUGCGAGCGGCGCCACUACCACUAUUGGCAACUGGUAACAGCCGUCUGAGCACAUCCUGUCCGUCGCUGUGCAAAGAUGGUGUGGUCGAGCCCGAGUGCUCGUCCCCCACACACCUCGACUUCUACCCACAGAGCCGCAAGGGGAGUGGGGAUGCGCGGCAAUGGGGUGGUUGGGGCGGCUGGGGGUGGGACAGACGUGACGAGGGCCGGCGCAGCUCUUGGGCUGCGCUUGAGCCCGGCGCUAAGCCACCUGACGCUAGGCGACAGAGAAGUAAUCUGAAUGGGCACAGCGCUUCUCUAUCAUCAAUGGAGUCUGAGAGCGAGGUGCCGCGCCCCGUGCGACACUCCACACACUCACUCAAUGAUAAUGACUUAGCUAAAGACUUCGAGAAGGUGACGCUGGCUCUGCGCGCUGCGGGCGGCGGCGCGGCGGUGAGCGGCGGGCGGCUGGCGGCGCGUCUCCCGCUGCAGAAGUCUGUCUCCACCCCCAGCAUUGUCGCCGCAGUGCAGCCCGCACAGCCCGCGCCACCUGCCAACGCCUUGUCAACCGGUGGUGCGAGCGAGACGGAGAGCGACGAAGACUUGUCGGUACAGACUGAGGGCACCAAUCAACUGCCCGGCAGAAGGAACAACACACACCAAGAACAUCUCGGAUUGGAUCGACUUACAUUUUUAGAACAGGCUGCGUUCGAUCAUCAUGCCGAAAAGAGACGAAAGAGAGGAAGUUUGUUCUUUAGAAAGAAAAAGGACAAAUCCCGUAAGGCGGUGCACGUGUGGCAGGCGGCAGGCACGGGCGGGCACUGCGACUGGUGCGCGCGCGCAGUCGGCGACAAGCCCGCCCUCUACUGUGAAAAUUGUACUAUGACAGUUCAUCAAAACGUCUGCAAAGAUUAUAUCGUGGAAUGCAAUAAACCAAAGUCUUCAAAGACAUCGGUGGGCAAGUCGCUUAGCACAAGUAGCGGCAAAAGCAGCAAACGUAGCUCAGUCUCUGGUCAGUCGCAGAAUGCUAACAGUACGAGCGUGUACGCAGAUGACAAAGACGGUUCAGACCAUAAACACGAUCAGAGCAAUGCAUCAGACGACGCGGGUGCAACAGAAUGGCCUGAAGUGUACCUGACUGCAGACCAGCUGGGUGAAGAGGCGGUGUUACUUGGACUUGGUGCCACCGAGCCGGAUACCUGGGCAGCGGGCGCGCCAAAGGGACUCGCCAAAUCAUUGGGUGAAAGAGAAACAAAACGUCAAGAACACAUCUACGAACUAAUCCUGACAGAAAAACAUCAUUGUUUAACUAUCAGAUUAAUGCAGAAGAUGUUUGCGGAGGGCAUGUCACGUGUUGGGGGUGUGACUCCCGCGCAGGUGUCCCGCAUGUUCCCGCGACUCAGCGAGCUAUGGUCACUGCACGCGGCGUUGCUCGCAAGACUGCGCGCGCGACAGAAACAUGCCCCCAAUGUUAACACCAUCGCUGAUAUACUAGCUGAUGCAUUCGCACAUCCGGCACAUCACAGAUUGAAAGCUGCUUAUGGCGAGUUCUGUUCCCGUCACCGCGAGGCUGUGGAGGUGUUCAAGGAGUGCUGCACGCGGGAGCCGAGACUCGCGCGCUUCAUACGCAAGUGUCAGCAGAACCCGCUGCUUAGGAAGAAGGGUGUUCCGGAAUGCGUAUUGUUCGUGGCCCAGCGACUGACGAAGUAUCCACUGCUGCUGGAGCCGCUGCUGAAGACAGCGGGUGAUGAUGUUGUUGAGAAGGAGCUGUUGCAAAAAGCUUUGUGCGGUGUUAAGGAGAUAUUAGUGGACGUGGAUAACCAAGUGGCGGCCAAGGAGCGAGAGGACCGGAAGCUGGAGAUGUACCACCGCAUUGACGCCAAGUCCUUCGCACACUACCGCGGCCGCAAGUUCAAGAAGAGUGACAUACUUCACGGGAAUAGGAGCCUCAAAUUCGAGGGUGUGGCAACACUGAUGCAGGGACGAAGUAAAAUGCAAACAUUACUCGUGAUCGUGUUGACGGAUGUGUUGUUCUUCCUGCACGAUAAUAAUAAUAAAUAUACAUUCUUUACGCCUGAGAAUAAGACGGGUGUGGUGUCUUUGUGGAAGCUGCUGGUGCGGGAGAAGGCUGGUGCUGAGGGUCGUGGACUGUACCUCAUCUGCAGCGGUCCUGCAGAGCCGGAGAUGUUUGAGCUGCGCGUGCACAGACCAAAAGAUAUCGCCACAUGGAUACAUGCUAUUAGAGCAGCAGUACAGAGUUGCCCCGAGGAGGUUGAAGAGUCUGAAGCAGGCGCUCUCGCUUCCUCCGCAGAGGAGAGACAGAGACAGCUGGAGGCCCGGCACGAGAACAUAAAACUGAUUACAGAGGCAUUACGACUUAAAGACCGCGAGCACGCGGUGCUGUUGGAAGAGAAAAUGGCGUUACAUAUGAAGAUGGUCGGACACACGGGAUCCUCUACAUUGGAUGUACCACACACAGGUAUAGCGUCGGUGUUCCCCGGCGGGCUGGUGUUCCCGGACUACGUGCGCUUGUCCGCACCUUCGCCCGACACACACGCCCUCUGGCAGGAGGUCUGCAGAGUUGUCAAGGACGCUCUAGAAGCAUCUAGCGGCACGUGGACGGGCGGUAUCGCGUUAGGUCGCAGCACCAGCUCUGCUGGCGAGCGGCACUCCAGCGCGUACCAGAGCCCCGCACUACCGCGACGUGCCGACACCUUCGCUGGCUUUGACGCUGCUAAACACAGAGGCGUAGCAGUGCGCCUAUCAACGGACACUCCCACCGAGGCGGGGGUGACAGGAGAGCCGGAGCCCGAGGCGGAGGCUGUGAGUAGUGAAGAACCACGGCUACUAGACCAGCUGGGAGGUGACGCAGCACUCAAGCUACAGCAUGCGAUUUACACGCUAACAUGCAUCGUGUGGCAACAGCUCACUACUAUACACAGCCUGGAGGCGCAGGUGUGCGCGUGGCGGUGCAGCGGGGGCGUGGCUCUGCGCACACACGAUGCGCAGUUAGAGGAGCUGCGCCAUGCGCAGGCGCGGCUCACCGCCGAGCGCGCAGCUUGGGAGGCUCAGCGCGCUGCAGACACCGCCUCACUGGCUGAUGAACGUCGUCAGCUUGCCGUGGCGCGUCAGGAGUUGGAGGAGCAGCAGAAGGACGUGGAGCAGCAGCGCGAGCGACUCUACCGCCGACUCGAGAGACUGCAGCAACACGGCGGGUCUCAAGAAGAGAUAGCGAGCGUGGGCACGCUGUCUCCAGACUCCAGCGUGAGUGAUACCACGCGUCGGAAAGAACCAAAAUGGCGGAACAACCGCGGCUCGACGGGCUCGGAGUCUUCGACUUCUGGUGCAGCGCGCGGCGUCCCUCUGCCGCCCCCGCAGCUGCUCUCCGCACAGAACGAGAGCCGCGCCACUGUACGCGCACCCGCCAUCUCUCAAAUGGUUAAACAACAGCUGCCGUUGAAGUUAGCUAGCGGCAAAAACCAGCAGCCGCCGCCAGGCUACCACCGCCUGCACGAGUCACCAAGCGAGCAUUCCCAUUCGCAAGGCUUAGUGAUACAUCACACCCGCACCGGCAGUUCUCCAGCACCAUUACCUUCACAGCAGCAGCUUAACAACAAAGCCACCAGAACUAACACAUACCCAAAGCUGCCGGACAAGUUCCGAGUGCGUACACCGGACACGUGCGGCCCCUCCCCGCCGCCCGCACCUCCCGCACCCCAACCAGAAGAGGAGGUUAUCUACUUCUGACACGCGCCAUCGCCCACGUCGCACACGCGCUCCUGAGACUGCCGACUCUCCUAGACUGCUAUGCGCGCCUGGUACUUACACGUCAGGUAUUGCGGGAUAAUAUCGCUUGUCUAUGGAUUGUUUUAAUUAAUUUAUUCUUUGUCUAUGGCAUAUGUACUUAAUCAUUCCGAGGUUAUAC
Papilio machaon (common yellow swallowtail) is the source of this 4404-nucleotide messenger RNA. It is a transcript of the gene cyst, whose product is annotated as rho guanine nucleotide exchange factor 18. The transcript is spliced from 34 exons. The record is from RefSeq and is a predicted model, not a curated record. Gene Ontology annotation, molecular function: guanyl-nucleotide exchange factor activity. The coding region runs from base 255 to 4226 and encodes 1323 amino acids. Lineage: Eukaryota; Metazoa; Arthropoda; Insecta; Lepidoptera; Papilionidae. Gene Ontology annotation, biological process: regulation of Rho protein signal transduction.